Molecule: messenger RNA, 1650 nt
Organism: Lodderomyces theae
Lineage: Eukaryota; Fungi; Ascomycota; Pichiomycetes; Serinales; Debaryomycetaceae
Gene: PGI1
Product: glucose-6-phosphate isomerase
Exons: 1
Coding region: 1-1650 (549 amino acids)
Biological process (GO): gluconeogenesis; glucose 6-phosphate metabolic process; glycolytic process
Cellular component (GO): cytosol
Molecular function (GO): carbohydrate derivative binding; monosaccharide binding; glucose-6-phosphate isomerase activity
Source: RefSeq, a predicted model, not a curated record
AUGUCUUCAUUUAAAUUAGCCACCGAUUUACCCGCUUGGAAAGAAUUGGAACAACUUUACAAGAAAGAAGGUGAAAAAUACGAUGUCAGAGCAGCAUUCGCCAAAGACCCAAAAAGAUUUGAAGAGUUUUCUCGUAUCUUUACAAACUAUGAUGAUUCAAAGAUUCUUUUUGACUUUUCCAAAAACUUGAUCAAUAAGGAAAUUCUUGACAAAUUGAUCCAAUUGGCCAAGGAAGCGGGAGUUGAAAAAUUGAGAGAUGAAAUGUUUGCAGGUGAUCACAUCAACACUACUGAGGACAGGGCUGUUUACCACGUUGCUUUGAGAAAUGUCAAGAAGCACAAGAUGCCAGUUGACGGUAAGGACACUACUCAAGAAGUCUGGGAUGUCUUGAACCACAUGAAGGAGUUCUCCAACCAAGUUAGAGACGGAGAGUGGAAAGGUUACACUGGGAAAGCCAUUACUGAUGUUGUCAACAUUGGUAUCGGAGGUUCCGACCUUGGACCAGUCAUGGUCACUGAAGCCUUGAAGUACUACAGUAAGCCAGGUUUGAAUGCUCACUUUGUGUCAAACAUUGAUGGAACUGAUAUUGCCGAAGUGUUGAAAAAGGUCAAUGCAGAAACUACCUUGUUUUUGAUUGCAUCCAAGACAUUCACCACUGCUGAAACCAUCACCAAUGCCACCACUGCAAAGAACUGGUUUUUGGAGCACGCCAAGGAUACCAAGUACAUUGCUCAACAUUUUGCCGCCUUGUCAACCAAUGAAAAAGAAGUUAUCAAGUUUGGAAUUGAUCCUAAGAAUAUGUUUGGUUUUGAGAGUUGGGUUGGUGGUCGUUACUCUGUAUGGUCGGCCAUUGGUUUGUCCGUUGCCAUUUACAUUGGUUUCGACAAUUUUGAAAAGUUUUUGGCUGGUGCCGAAGCUGUUGAUGAGCAUUUCUUAAAGACUCCUUUGGAAAACAACAUCCCCGUUAUUGGUGGUUUGAUCUCUGUGUGGUACAACAAUUUCUUCAAUGCGCAAACCCACUUGGUUGUUCCUUAUGAUCAAUACUUGCACAGAUUCCCAGCUUACUUGCAACAAUUGUCUAUGGAAUCAAAUGGUAAGUCGGUAACCAGAGCCAAUGUAUUCACCAACUACCAAACUGGUACAAUUUUGUUUGGUGAACCAGCCACCAAUGCUCAACACUCCUUUUUCCAAUUGGUCCACCAAGGUACUAAAUUGAUCCCUGCUGAUUUCAUUUUGGCUGCUCAAUCACACAACCCUAUUGAACACAACAAGCACCAAAAGAUGUUGGCGUCAAACUUUUUCGCUCAAUCAGAAGCUUUGUUGAAGGGAAAGAGCGAAGAGCAAGUUAAAGCUGAAGGAACUACUGGAGGUUUGGUCCCACAUAAGGAAUUCAGCGGUAACAGGCCAACCACCUCCAUCUUGGCCCAAAAGAUUACCCCAGCCGCAUUGGGUGCAUUGAUUGCUUACUACGAGCAUGUCACUUUCACCGAAGGUGCCAUUUGGAACAUCAACUCAUUCGACCAAUGGGGUGUUGAAUUGGGUAAAGUUUUGGCCAAGGUUAUUGGUACUGAGUUGGAGGAUAAGAAGUCUAUUAACUCACAUGACCCAUCCACCAAUGGAUUGAUCAACACCUUCAAGCAAUGGGAGUAG